AUGGCCAACCUCCAUUUUGAUUCUUUACUAACUUAUUUUCUCUCGUUUUUGGCCAUCGUUAACCUCUCGUCCUCCACUCGGACCUUCGAAAACCCAGUUCGAAACCGCCACCAUAGCCAUCAUAAGCUUUCGUUUUUAAUGAGAGAUGUGUUCGAUUCAACUUCUCGCUCCUCUACGUCCAAGUUCCCAGCAAACACCAAAACAACGACUAAUCAAUUACCAUUUUCAAAACCCUUAGGGUUUUUUCUACCCAGGGGAGGAAUUCCUAUACCUGAAGUCUACACCACGACGACGACGACAUCUCCUACUACUGGAAUCUCUGCUCAAACACCUGAUCUAUCAACAAUUGGAAUAUCGUUUCCUGUUAGGGCGAUUCUCCAAGAGUUAGAGUACGGAAUUGUGAGAGAGAUUGAUGAAGAGUUGUUCAAAACUUCGAGUCGUAAACCACAUGUAGUUGUUGGGAGAAUAAAAGGGUUGUACGUAGAAAACAACGGAAAUAGUGGUGAGCCUAUGAUAGCUAUGAGGGUGUAUCUUGGUAACGGUGAGAUUAAAGAUGGGUUAAAAAUGUUUGGCGUGUAUAAAAGUAAUCACGUGAAAGAGUCUCAUAUUACUAUAAUCGGUGGCAUGGGCAAGUACCUUGGCGCUAAUGGAUAUGCAACUUUGAAGAAAUCAUUUAGAACAAAGUUGGGAGCAAAUUAUAACAAGUUCAUGGAGUUGAAUGUUUACUUGAGCAAAUAG
Cucurbita moschata (crookneck pumpkin) is the source of this 738-nucleotide messenger RNA. RefSeq names its product dirigent protein 9-like. The transcript has a single exon. The coding region runs from base 1 to 738 and encodes 245 amino acids. The record is from RefSeq and is a predicted model, not a curated record. NCBI's taxonomy places the organism in Eukaryota, Viridiplantae, Streptophyta, Magnoliopsida, Cucurbitales, Cucurbitaceae.